Messenger RNA from Daldinia childiae, 2193 nucleotides. Its product is annotated as Ankyrin-1. The transcript has 2 exons. Bases 1 to 2193 code for a protein of 730 amino acids. Gene Ontology annotation, molecular function: protein binding. The record is from RefSeq and is a predicted model, not a curated record. Gene Ontology annotation, cellular component: nucleus; cytoplasm. NCBI's taxonomy places the organism in Eukaryota, Fungi, Ascomycota, Sordariomycetes, Xylariales, Hypoxylaceae.
AUGGAUCCGUUAUCCAUCUCUGCGGGGGUAGCUCAGGUCGUCUCGCUUGCUGGCACUCUUGUCAAAGGCCUUAGUCGCUUCGUCGUGAAAACCAUAAAUAUUUGUGAUACCAUUCAGGAGGUACACGAUGAAAUUCUCGUGUUGCAAGUGGCUUUAGGCAACAUACAAAAGACGCUCAAAAAACGACCACGACAGUUACCCUUUGAGCGCGACCAUCAUACUCAUAUUUACCAAAUCAUACAGUCGUGCCGAAAGUCACUAGAAACCCUAUGUGACAAGCUUCCUCAGCUUAAGGAAAAAGCAGGACCUUUCGAACGUAUACGGCGAAGUCUAGAGUUAUCUUUGAAGGAAGAGAGGGUAUUAGAGAUUUUUCGUCAUAUCCGCUCAUAUAAGACUGUCUUGCAAUUGAGCCUCACAACGUUAUCAUUAGGCGCUUUGUGGGAGACGGCCAACUCGCAAAAGCAAAUCAAGGUCGAGAUUCGAAAACUGACCGAUACCAUUCGACUAUUCCCUCACUUAUUCGCAAGCCACAGAAGAGACGCCCUGCCAGUCCGUACCCUAAAUCCUCAAUCCGAUUUAGAAGACGACACAGACGAAAAUACCUUAGAAAGAGAUAUUAAAAAUUGGCGCAGGACAGCCGACGAUGUGGCGACAGCAGUUACACUCAAUGAAAUUGAUAAGCAGUCCGUCGACACAAACUCCAUCCAAAAUUCAUCCAUGAGUGUCGACACGUUACCAUUAUAUGAGGAAGACGCUUUCGACCCAGAGCCAGAUUACAGAAACGUGCAAAGCAGCGAAAUUCUCGAUUACCAGCUUAAGGCCAACCGUGAUGCUGUGCGAAAUUUACUACAAUGUGGGAUCUUCGUGAAGGCAGCCACCUAUCAGCAGCGAGGCAUCGAGCUCAUGAAACAGCUCUUAGAGACCCAGGACACAUACAGGACAGAUGAUACGUCGCACGAAGAGCUCAUGGACAUGAAGGAAGAGUUGGCGGAUAUAUUCUUGCAAUGUGAUAGCGUCGAGUUUCACCUUGAAGCGAAGACCGUAUUGGAACAGUUGAUCUCCGAAGUAGUCAAGCCAGAGGAGAGCCAAAUCGACAACAACCGUCGAGCAAGACUAUACCAUAAAUUAGGUGAUAUCCACUUCAGACAAGGCAAUGUUGUCCAAGCGAAAAUAUUCCUAACUCGCGCCCUCAAUGGUCGAAAUCAAAUACAUCCCAGACCCCUAGUACUUGUCGAGGAAACGGCAGAAUUAUUAGUCGAGGUACUGCAACAAGAACAGGUACAUGACGAAGCGCGUGGUAUCCGUGAUUGGAUCCGGCAAGAACUUCGUCAGGAAACCAUUCUCACACCAUUGUCACCGCAGACAGCGCCUAGUGAUCCGAACAUGAACGGCCUAACCAGCGCCUAUCAGUGGUGUAAAGACCAGGGCAUGAAUGUAGAUAGCGAAACUUUUAGCUUCGACUACUGCGACCCGGCAUCGGGGAUGACACCAAUGCACCAAGCGAUCCAGGAGGAGAAUAUCGAGGUGCUACAGCAUAUGGUGUCAAACGUAGCCCACGUAGAACAACGCGACGCGACUGGAUCGACGUUACUCCAUGCAGCAGCUGCAAAGCGCAAUCGUCACAUAUGCGCAAUACUCCUCGAAGAGCGACAAGCAAACCCGGACGUUGUGGAUCAUAGUGGUAUGACGCCCCUUCAUAAGUGUCAGACAAGAAGGAGAGGUGUACUAGUAGCCGAGAUGUUAUUUCAAUGGCUUCCUGACCUUAUCGACCGAAAGGAUGGGAUGGGAAAGACGGCUCUCUACAUGGCAUGCGAGAAAGGCAACGAGGAUAUGGUGAAGUCCCUAUUAUCGAAAGGCCGAGCCAAUCCAGAUAUCAAAGGUCCUGGGAAUCGCACACCACUUAUAGUAGCCAUCGACUUAGCGGCUCAGCAAUCGCAGAAGAUAGUUAUCGUAGAGCAACUAUUAAAACAUGGCGCAGACCCAACCAUAGCGGAUGCGGAUGGCCGAACCGCCUUUAUAGCCGCAAAGAACGCAGGGCUGGCCGCCAGUGAGAUCAAGCGCAUGCUGAGUUCAAUCCCACCCAGAAAAAUGAGUACUACCACAAUGAACUCCGCAACCGGCUCGGGCAGGAGGGAGACGAGCUCGAAUAGUAGCAGGAUAUACAGUUUAGCCGAAUUGGCGUUGUCUCGAUGA